Molecule: messenger RNA, 4398 nt
Organism: Mauremys reevesii (Reeves's turtle)
Lineage: Eukaryota; Metazoa; Chordata; Testudines; Geoemydidae
Gene: TMX4
Product: thioredoxin related transmembrane protein 4
Exons: 8
Coding region: 24-1037 (337 amino acids)
Source: RefSeq, a predicted model, not a curated record
UGGGCCGGGCCGCGCGGGGGAAGAUGGCGGCGGGCGCGCGGGGAGCCGGGCCUGACGCCGCGGUGACAGCGCUACUGGCCGCCUGGCUGGGGCUGGUGCUGGGCCCCGCCGCCGCCUCCCGCCCCUCCGAGGUGGGCAGCCCCGGCGAGCAGCGGGGCCGCGUGCAGGUCCUGAGCGCCGCCAACUGGAGCCUGGUGCUGCAGGGCCAGUGGAUGGUGAAAUUUUAUGCCCCUUGGUGUCCAGCGUGUCAACAGAUUGAAGCAGCAUGGGAGAAUUUUGCAAAAGAAAGUGAGCAUCUAGAUAUCACUGUAGGAAAAGUGGACGUCACUCAAGAACCAGGUUUGAGUGGCCGUUUUUUUGUCACCACACUUCCUACUAUUUACCAUGCGAUGGAUGGAGUAUUUCGCAGAUAUCGUGGCUCAAGGACGUCGGAAGACCUUCAAGGCUAUAUCCUAGAGAGAAAAUGGGAAGCUGUAGAACCCGUAGCUGGAUGGAAAUCCCCAUCUUCUAUAAUGAUGCAUGGAAUGGCAGGUCUUUUUCAUUUCUCUGGAUGGAUCAGGCAAAUUCACAGCUACUUCACAGGCACUCUUGGAAUUCAUGUCUGGGGUUCUUAUGCAAUCUUCAUUUUAUCCACCCUGUUGAUUGGCCUGAUCCUGGGUUUGAUAUUGGUUUUGAUUGCAGACUGCCUUUGCCCUUCCAAGCCUAGGUACAGAGAAGAAGCAUCCGUAGAGUUGAUUGAAAAGGAGAAUGCAGAGCUUACAGCAGUAGAAGAGGUGGAAGAAGCUGAAGAGUUUUCAGCAAAUGAGUUAGAAGAGGCUGCAGAGGAAAAGAAGGACAUUUCAGAUGGGGAAGAUGGAGCCAAAUCAAGUGAAGAGGCCAAUUCAAGUGAGGAUGGCACAGAAGAGGAGGACUCUGCUGUUGAUGAAGGAUCAGGGACAGAAGAGACAGAAGACAUCUGUGAACAACAUCCAACUGAUUCGGAGACCCAAAGCUCAGUAAGGCAACGUAAAAGCCAGGUGGCUGACAAUGGACUAUAGUUUCCUUGGUGUUUUCCAUAAACUCGGACCAAAGAAAUAUCUGGGGCCCUUUUGGUCUGCAGCUGAAGCCAAACACUUGAUUUGUAAUUUGUGUUUACGUAAAGCAAAACCUCUGCUCUGCGUCAGUUGGCUUCUUUCUUUUUUCUAAGCCAAUAUUUGCUCAUAGACUCUCAUUUUUAUAAGCACGCCUUUAUAUAUUCAGUUAGCCAUGACAAUCAAAAUCAUAAGUAUGAUUUGAUCUGCUUAGAGACUUAGGGGGUGGGGGACAUGACCACUGGGAUGAAAGACUUGGUAAUGAGAUGCUUGUUCAUGCUUGUGCUCCUUUAUAGACACUGCUCUAAGCAAGAUGAGGCAAGAGAAUUUGAAUUCACAAACCUACAUUAACGAGAAGUAGCUCAGCAGGAAUCUUGACUUCCUUUUCUUUCUGUCUGAAUAUGUUCCUUAAAUGCCAUAAUAACAUCAGGCACAUCAUAAAACAGCAGACAGAGGCACCUUAAUUGUCUUCCAUUAAAACAACUUUGUGUUUGAUGAUUUUGCGUUCAUCAACUCAACUGAAGCACCUUCAUUAUGUUGCUUUUUUUUCUCAUUUUUUUUUUCUGCUGAAUAGUUAUUUUGAAACUAUACCAUAAUAUUAUAACAGUGAGUAGUUUUAUUCUAUGCUUGAGGAGCACCCAAAGUGUCUCAACUGUUGAUUAUUCAAAGGUAUAGUGCACAAGUCAGGCUUAUAUCAGCUGGUGAUUUUAAUCAUUUUAAGGGGUUUAGAUCAUCAAAAACUGUCGGCUAUGGAACAUAAACAACUAGAUGCUUAAAAUGACAUGUUUGAACCUUGGCGGUUGGAAGGAAAAUGGUUUAGUGAGAGCAAGGAAUUUUUGCCGAAGUGUAGCCUUUUUCCUUUAAGAUGUUGCAGUGAGAAGUAUUUGUGUCUAAGACAGUAAAUGCCAUAUUUCUUACCAAUACAAGCUAGUCAUAUACAGAGGACUUCAGUGUUCGUUUGCUGUUUGCAGCCCAGAGUAGCUGGCAGUGAGAACUGCUUUAGUAAUAUUAACUGAAAAACCACUUAUGGUUUCACCUCUAGUGUGCUGGCUUUAAUGACGGAAGUAGUGGGGGGGGAAAAACAUCAGGAAAUUAAAGAAAUAGUUUUUGGUUACACAGCUGUCUUUUGUCUACAUAGAUAUGCAUCUUUCAAAUUGCACAAAGUGGAAAUGGCUCAUUAGCUAAUCUGCUGGCAACACCUCAUGCUAUCAAGUUUAUUCAAGAAGUCUGCAUUUUAUUCAUUCUAGUUGGCAUGACUUAUAUUAAGAAUUUUUUUUAAUAACCAUAUCCCAUUAAGUGAAUGAAUAUCUGAAGGAUAAUCCUGUACAUUCCCACUUUGGCAGCAUGCUGAUCCAGAUUGCACAAUAAGAAGCAGAAAGGUGGUUUCCAUCUUUUUUUAUUGCAUAUUUAAUUACCAUAUUGCAUAAACCCAGCCAUCUAGCAUUAGUCUCUUCAUUUCCUUUUGUGAGAAAAGGAGUAUUCUGUGAGAUUAAUAUGGUUGCCCCCUUGUGUUAGAAAAGGGAUAUUACCAGUGCACAAAGGUGAUUUCUUGGAGACAAUCAGUCUUGACAGGGCCAGUUUACAUCUGUCUUCGGAGUUGUUUUACUGUUAAUGCAAAGAUUUUAUUUAGCAGAAAGCAAUCUAACUUACUGUAGUUCGCUGUUUUUUAAAUGUUUCCAAAAGUACAACAUUUGCUAAUCUAAUAUAAAUCGUACAGUCAUAGGGCCUGAUUCUGGUCUGUUGUACAAGUGUAAAGCAGGUGUAACUUCACUGAACUCUUGAGCAUAAACGAGAUCAGGCACCUGUUUUUUUAAAUCUUGACAUACAGGUGUUGAAAAAUCUGUUAAUCUUGCAAAGAGUUACACCUCUGUCUGCAUUAACUAAGAUUUUAACACAUUAUAUAACAAGCUUAUUGCCAUACAAGACGCAGGGAUUACAAGAUGUCCUAAGAAACAACAAAACUUUAAUUACAUAAGCUAAUUUCUGGAGUCCCUUCUGUUCAAGUAACUCCUAUUGAAGUCAAGGAGCGUGUCACAUGUUUCAGGUCUGGGCUGUAGAAAGUGUUCAGGAAAAACCAAAGUCCAAAGAAGACAUGAAAUCUCAGUUCUGUUGUAGAUGAAGGGACAUAAAGCAAGUAGGACUCAUGCCACUCUGAGUGAUGAUACAUUCAUUUUAAGGUGUUUCAAACAUCAGGCCCCAUAUAUGGUGGCCCCUUUAUUUCCAUACUCCCACUAAUAAGGAAGAUUAGUGCUAACUUUGGUAUGACAGUUGAUCUCUUGUAUUGCAAAUGGAAUUGAAGUACAGUGGGUCUGAUUAUUGUAUUUAUAGAACACGUCACUUCUCAAAGUGCUGUACAGACAUUAAUAACACCUCCUCAGCUUUAAGAAUGUCAUGUUCCUUUGUCAAGUAGACUUGCAAUAAAACAGUAGUGACUCUUGGCUCGUGGAGAAAAUCUACUGUUCGGCUUAAGUAACAGGUGAUAUUAAAGGGCAUUACAAAGGGCAGAUUUCUCCUUAAUGAUUAAUGUGGUAACCGUGCAAUAAUAGCAGUGUCAGUCCUGAAUAAUAUAUGGAGGGCUUGUACCUUUUCACUGAAAAAUGUCUUCUUAACUUUAAGUCAUGUUAGUAUAGUAUUGAAAUGUUUACGUCAGUUUUAGACUUGCAGUUUUAGCAUUGUCUGUGUUUCUGGGUUAUUUAAAGGAUUAAUACCUCUCAUUUGUGCCAACUGAGAAGACCGUUUGUCAUCUCAUCACCUCCGUCCUCUGUUUUGAUUCAUUUUACAGAAGUAGAAUUUGUCCUUGCAUUUUGAAUAUAGACAAAAUGUCUUUGAAAAGAAGCUGCUGUUCACACAAUUAGCUGAAAUGGUUUGAGUAAAUGUAGCACCGUUAACGCUGGUAAGAUCUGCUGAUGGGGAGGGCACACUUUCAAAGGGUGCCUAGUGAUUUUGGAUUCCCAGUUUAGAGACUUACUUUUCAGAGGCUGGUGCUCAGCAUGUUCUGGAAAUCAGACCCCCUGAAAGUUCCUCAGCAUGAGCAUCCAAAAAGCGAGACAUCCACAAACCAACAAGUCAGUCUUGAAAUGUUAAGGCUAUAUUUCUAAAGAGGGCACAAAUGAAGCUUUGCCUUUUCUACUGAUGCUUCCAAUAAAGUUUCAAGUGAAAUACUAAUCUGUGUAUAUCUUCAACUAUAAUUACUCUGUUGGACAACAUUUUUUGUUACACGGCUUUUUCAUGGAAAUGUUAUGCAAAAUUACUUUUUAUACUAAAAAUUCUGCGAAUUUAAGCCAUGGGUAUUUGUACUGGAAUUCCAUAUAAAUUUUUUUAUUUAUGA